This is a messenger RNA of Schistosoma turkestanicum, 696 nucleotides long. NCBI's taxonomy places the organism in Eukaryota, Metazoa, Platyhelminthes, Trematoda, Strigeidida, Schistosomatidae. The record is from the annotation of a GenBank genome assembly.
UUCAUCCGUUCGGUUAUUAUCGUCAAAACUAAACAAAAUCAUUACAAUGGGUGUAGAAACUGCUCCGUAUACUGUUUGUAAUACUUGGCCUGAAGAAAAUGUUGAACUACGUGAAUAUGACUCUCUACCGUGGGUUUGUACUUCAAGUACCGGAAGUUCAAUGGAUGCAGCAAUUAAUGAGUGCUUUGGUAAAUUAUUUAAUUAUAUUGGUGGGGAAAAUGAGCGAAAGGUUAAAGUAGAGAUGACCGCUCCAGUUACUAUUGAAAGCAAGCCAAAUGGUGAUUCUGCUGCGGAAAGAUGUUUUACAAUGGGUUUUUACAUUCCUGCACUGAACCAAUCAGAUCCAUCUCCUCCAACAGGAGAUGGGGUAUUUAUAGAAACCAGACCAGCAAUGAAAGUCUACUGUCGUAUCUACCCAGGUUUUUCAGAUGAUGACGAACUAGAGAAGAAUGCGCGUGAACUUGGUGAAAGUCUCGAUCGUCUUGGUUUAAAAUAUACAUCAGAUCCUUUCUAUUUCGCUGGAUAUGAUCCCAUAUUCAAGGUUGACGAUCGUCGAAAUGAAAUAUGGUUUAAAGCUCAAUGAAAUAAUAUCAAUGUGUGUUUACUACAUGUGAAAACUCCUUCUUUUUAUUAUCUGUAAUAAUUAAAAGUACAUUCUAUCACAUUUCUGUACGGUUUUUUUAGAGGGUAGCAGAG